AUGGCGAAAUUAACAGUCGCUGAUGUCGUAAACCUUGACAGUGACAGUGACAGUGACGACGACGACGGAGGAGAAGUGCUUCGGAGUUCGGCGACCAUAAUGGAGAAUCGGCNAAUUACAAGAAUGAUUGAGCAUGCUCGUAUACAUCCCAAGUUUCUUCAUUCGAAUGCUACUUCACACAAAUGGGCUUUUGGAGCAAUCGCAGAGCUACUUGAUAAUGCUGUUGACGAGAUACAAAAUGGUGCCACUUUUGUUAAGAUUGAUAAGAUCAGUAUUGUCAAAGAUAAUUCACCAGCUUUAGUAUUCCAAGAUGAUGGCGGCGGGAUGGAUCCCAAUGGGAUCAGAAAAUGCAUGAGCUUAGGCUACUCAUCAAAGAAGUCUAAUACGACGAUUGGACAGUAUGGAAAUGGUUUCAAGACAAGUACUAUGAGACUUGGAGCUGAUGCCAUUGUUUUUAGUCGCUCAACUCGUGAAGGCAAAUCUACCCAGAGCGUCGGCCUUCUGUCUUACACGUUCCUUAGGAAAACUGGUCAGGAUGAUGUGAUUGUUCCCAUGAUUGAUCUUGAUUUAACCCAUGGUCGUCUCGAACCUAUAAUUUAUGGAUCUCCCGAAGAUUGGUCUACCAGCCUUAACAUUCUUCUCAAAUGGUCUCCAUUUUCAACAGAAGAUGAGCUUUUGCAGCAGUUCGAGGAUAUUGGCACGCAUGGAACAAAAGUAAUUAUAUACAACUUGUGGCUUAAUGAUGAAGGAAUCUAUGAGCUGAGUUUUGAUGAUGAUGAUAAGGACAUACGGCUCCGAGAUGAAAAUGCCCAGGACGGGAAACGGGUGAUAGCUAAAACAUUAGAACUAAGAUCUCAUAUUUCAUACCGCUUACGACAUUCUCUUCGGGCUUACGCUUCCAUGUUAUACCUCAAAAACUUCAAAAACUUCAAAAUUAUUCUUCGGGGAAUCCCUGUGGAGCAAUUCAACAUUGCUGAUGAAUUGAGACAUCCCGAGAGUAUAAUGUACAAGCCCCAUACAGCUACAAUGGAACAAGCUGCCACUGAAAUUAAAGUUGGAUUCAUCAAGGAGGCACCAAAACUUCCAAUUAUCGGUUUUAAUGUCUAUCACAAAAACCGUCUCAUCAAGCCUUUCUGGCAAGUCCUUGUGGAAACUUCAUCGAGAGGCAGUGGUGUUGUCGGAGUUCUUGAAGCAAACUUCAUAGAACCAGCGCACGAUAAGCAAGGAUUUGAGAGGUCUUCUCUAUAUCUGCGGCUGGAAGCGAGGUUGAAGAAGAUCAUCAUAGAUUACUGGUGGGGCCACUGCCACGUUUUUGGAUACCGAACUCCUGAAAUGCCUGUAGAUAGGUCGAAAAGGGUAGUAUUACCUGAUCAACCUCCUGCAAUCAAUACAUUCAAUCCUUCACCUUUGCCUUCUGAUAGAAUUAGUCAAGGUGGUCCGAUAAUACGUGAAAUCAGUCAUGGUAAUGGCACUUCAAGCCGUACAGUUGCUGUUGCACCGCCACAUAUGAGAAAUUCCACGGGUUUAAGAUGUAACUUCCAACCCGUGCAGCUCAACCCUCCACCUGCAGCUACCGGUACUGGAAACAACCUCGGUGGCAAGUCAGCGGAUGAGAUAAGACAAGAGAACUUACAACUCUUCAUGAAGUGCGAGGAAUAUAUAAAGAAAGAGACUGAAAUGGAACAGAUGGUGAGGAACAUAGAAAAGGAACUGGAAGAAACUAAAAGUAAAUGUGCACAUCUUGCUCUUCUUGUGGAUGCUAAGAAGAAGGAGAUGCAAGAAGCUUUAAGUUAA
Molecule: messenger RNA, 1794 nt
Organism: Arabis nemorensis
Lineage: Eukaryota; Viridiplantae; Streptophyta; Magnoliopsida; Brassicales; Brassicaceae
Source: the annotation of a GenBank genome assembly